Messenger RNA from Rhizophagus irregularis DAOM 181602=DAOM 197198, 724 nucleotides. RefSeq lists its product as uncharacterized. The record is from RefSeq and is a predicted model, not a curated record. NCBI's taxonomy places the organism in Eukaryota, Fungi, Glomeromycota, Glomeromycetes, Glomerales, Glomeraceae.
CUAAUAUACAUAUUUGAUUCAAUUAUCGCUUUGAAGAAAACUUCGAAAUUUUUUAUAGAGCAAAAAGUUUUUACGAUGGCUCAUGGAUCCGAUUUGGAUUUUACUGAAAUUAUUAAUGAUGGAAACAAUCAUUUACAACAACCAACAAAUGUGAUCCAAAUGGAGCAUACUCGAAUGGAACUUAACCAAAUGGAACAUAAUCAAAUGGAAUAUAUCCCAAAUGUUCCACAUAAUAAUAACUUUAAUAUUUCUCGCGACCCUUCAGUUACGACAACUUACACAACUGGCAAUUACGAAGAGUCCUCUCUUAUGGAUAAUCAACUUGGUACUUCAACUCAAUACCAUUAUCCUACGUUUACUACAUCGUAUCACGCGCCGCAGUAUAACUCCCCUCUUGAAGAUAUUCAAUUCCAAAAUAACUCCUAUACUCUUCAGACGGAUAAUUCUGAGAUCUUUAGACUUAAUAUUCCCGGGUUUAAAAUCAUCGUUAUACCUAAUUUUGUAAAUUUAGCUAAUUUGGAUUUACAAAAUUUGUUUCCACAAGACUCAAACCCAAAUAUCGUUACUGGAAACUCGCAAACUUACUCUCAAAAUACUAUUGAUUUAAAUGAUUCAUUUAAUUUUAAUAACUUUUAGUAACUAAACAAUAUUCUUUUCUUUUUCUCUAAUUUGAUAUUUAAAUAUUUUUAUUAUGUAAUCAUUUUCAUUAUAUUGUUUAAUAAAG